Molecule: messenger RNA, 2159 nt
Organism: Agrilus planipennis (emerald ash borer)
Lineage: Eukaryota; Metazoa; Arthropoda; Insecta; Coleoptera; Buprestidae
Product: protein preli-like
Exons: 5
Coding region: 375-1013 (212 amino acids)
Biological process (GO): phospholipid transport
Cellular component (GO): mitochondrial intermembrane space
Molecular function (GO): phosphatidic acid transfer activity
Source: RefSeq, a predicted model, not a curated record
UUUAAGUUACAGUGGAUAUUAUCUCCAUUUAUAUAUAACAUCUAUAUCCCUUAUUCUUAUUGAUGAGACAGUUGUUUAUUUUAAUUUUAUCUCCCAUUUUAUUACUUGAAGUUAGAUUUAUUUGUACGUGCAAGUAAACAGUUCCAACUUCCAACCCAACUUCAGAUUUCACAAAGUUAGUGACUCUUUCAUGACUCUUUUUUUUGUGACAAACAACAGACCUCAAUAACAGACAUUCCAUUUUCUUAAAUGCAUUUGAAAUGUAGCUGGUAAGCAACGUGUUUCAUCGUUCAAGUUUCCAAAUUUUUGAAAUGUCCUGCUUAUAAUGCAAGAGUCCUUGGAGUCCUAGAAGACAUAAGGUCGUCUUAAUAACGAUGCCACGAUAUUUCGAAGUCACAUCCAUAUUCAACUUCACCUGGGACCAAGUGGCGCAAGGCUUUUGGAGACGUUAUCCAAAUCCAAACAGCAAACAUGUCUUGACUGAGGACACAGUCAGUAGAGAAGUGAAAGAAGGAAGACUUAUAAGCAAAAGACUAAUAUCCAAGACUAAUCCCUACCCAAAAUGGGCUGAACGAUUUAUUACAACUAAGAAAGUCUUUAUAGUUGAAGAAUCAAUUGUAGAUCCUAAGACCAAGACAUUGGUGACCUACACCAGAAAUUUGGGUUAUGUAAAAGUCAUGAGUGUUAUUGAGAAGGUUGUAUAUACAGAAAGUAAGGAUCAUCCAGGUAAAACUGUAGCUGUUAGAUCAGCUUGGAUUGACUCACAAAUAAAGGGAUUUAGCAGAGCUAUUUGUGCUUUUGGUUAUGAAAGGUUCAAAAAAAAUUGCAACAAGAUGGUUGUAGGAUUCAAUCAUGUCCUUCUCAACCUUUUUCCACCACAAAGUGGAAAUGGUUCGCUUCACCAAGAAGCUACAACUCGAAGUAAACUAAAAGAUGCAGCUAAAAAUGCUUCAGAGCAUGUCAAAUCUAAAGCUGUCCCCAUUUAUGCUUCACUCCACCCCAAUAAGUCCUAAUCCUGAAAUGCUACUUGUAUUGUACGAAUUUUUACGUUUCUUUUUUCCAUAAUAAUAGCAAAUCUGCCAGUAAACAAUAGUCAUUACAGUUAUUACUUGUAAUCGAUAAUAUAAAGACAUUCCUAAGCAUUAUCAAUUCAUAAACUUCUGUAAUUUCUUUUACAUGGCCUUUAAGUGGUUAAAUAAAUUUCUAUCGAUGCAUAUGAGCUGGCUCUCAUUAAAAAAAAAUCAGUUUGUAUAUAAAAUUUUUUGUAAUAUACACAGAGAAAUCAUUUCAUUCAUUCAUUUACUGUUUAUAAAAUGAAAAAAGGCAUUAAUUAAUGGCAAUUACAAUUAAGCUUCUCAAAGGUAACUAGUAAAAACAAAAUAUUGUAAGCACUGCCAUAAUUUUACUCUUAACGUAAUAAGUUUGUUUUUAUAUUGUAACAAGGGACAUAUGUAUUCAUUCCUGGGCAGUGAUUGGUCUCUUUUGUUCUUGUGUUACCGCAUAAACGAUAAUUCUUCAGUAGUUACCCUCAGUAGACGUGUGUGAACUCCCUAAUGUAACAGCAUUUGGAUGGGGACCGAAAAUUGGGGUUUCCAGUAGCUUGUUAAUGUACGAACGUGAACCUUUUAAUUUCAGACUGAAAUUGUGGGGUCAAAUGGAUUUAUUAUAUUGUUCUAGUUAGUUUUUUGUUUAUUAAUAUAUUAAUGUGUUGUAUAUAACGGUAAUAAUUAAUAUUUGGCAUUUUCGCAAAGAAGAUCCGGUUGGCAGAAAAGAAUAAUACGUGUAAUUGUACAGUAGGAGAUACUUACUUACCAUUUAUUAUUAUUAACUAAAAAAACAGUGACCGAAAAUGGCUUUUGUAAUAAAUAAAGCAAAAGUAAACAUAGAAAUGUAUUUUACCACGCUUGGUAUUUAAAAACCCACCAUUUGUAAAUGCAGUUUACAAAUAAUCUACCUACACAAUUCUACUGUGUAUGUCUUGGAAUAAUAACAGUCAUUAUUGAUUAAAUUAGUUCAUAGUUAAUUAAUCAAAUAAUUACCGCUAGAAUAUAAUGUAUAUAUCGAUGCUAAUUAAUCUGUAGUAGGUGUACUAGUUGUUAAAUGUAAUGCAAAAAUAUAUAUAUAAUUGCAAAUUGUUUAAAUAAAUUAGGUAAAUGUUU